GCCACUCAGCCAGCGAUCGCGACUGUGUUAGCUUAGUAAGCUUGCCUAGUCUAACUUAUUACUGUGAGAUCGAGUGUCGAAAUCGAACGUUACCCGGUGCUUUUUCGGUAAAUAUCAUCUCGGCUUUCUCCUGAACAACGGCUUCUUUUCAUCAUCGUAUGGACAUCCUGGCAAAGGCACCAAGGGAAGAUCAAAGCAGCGCUGCAUUGUGGGUCGAUGCCAAAUCAAUCCAUAUUUUAGCUCAAGUACAAGACUCACUGCAGGUCAAAGAGGGAUUUAACAAAGAACCGAACAUAGUCAUGGAAAAAGAAAGUGAGAUACCAGAACCUCUAUCUCUCUCAAAGUUGAAAAGUUUGUGGAGAUCGAAGAGUUUUUCCAGCUUUUGUGACUCACAAGCUCUCAAGCAGAAUUCUCCUUCUGCAGCCAUGCUGCGGAUGCCGUCUUUUGAAAGUAAGCUAGUUCACUUGGAAAUAAGGGACGUAAGCAACUCCGCAAUGGGCGAGCACGAAUACCUUCGUAGUAUCAUUGAAAAGGGAGUAAAUUUUUCAUCCUUUUCUUCAGAUCACUGUAAAAGAGACAAGGACCCUGUUUUUCAGAAAAGAAACAGUGGUGUUAAUGUUGUUAGUGCAUCUGCGCCUGAGGAAAGUGGUUCCUCUGAGGUACAAGACAAUAAUGUGUCACACUCCCUUAACUGUGGGCUGAAAGAUUCAGUUUUAGUGGAAAGAGCAAGUCAUGCUUCUGUGACAAAGGUUGCCGAUUCCGGUGAAAAAGGCGAACUUCUGUCAGACGACGAGGACAUGGAUAUCGAUGAACUCUUAUCAAAUACUGCUGGUGUUAAUAGCAUUGACAAGAUAUCAGAACCUGUCGUCAUAGACAAUGACGCUCGGAGCCAUGGACCAAUAGAAUACCUUACUGAUGAAGUCCAAGAAGAAAAUGAUACUUCUUUGAUUAGAUCCUGGAGUGGGUCAUCAGUAGAAACUGUCGAGUUAUCACAGAGGUCUAUCAGUCCAUCCCCAUCAGAAGAAAUUUGUUUUAUGGGGAAAUCUGAUAAUCUAUCAUCCAUUAAAAGCUCAAUUACAAGAGGAUCGUCUGGAAGUGAACCAUCCAUGUUGAAUCCGGAAAGUUUUAAUGACAGAACAACAAAACAAUUCCAGGAAUCAGAAAUUCCACCAUCAGGUAUUCGUUCUGACAAUCAGAAGGAAGGGUCUCCAGUAUCAUCAUUUGAAUCAGACAUUCACCAUGCAAGUUUACGGAAUGAAUCUUCAUCAACUGCAGAAAAUAACAAAGUUGCUGUAUCAAAAAGCCAAACUCCAGAAGACCAGCCAUCAGAAAAAGACCAGACAUCAAAAGAUCAAGGAUUAGAAGAUCAGACAUCAGAAGAUCAGAUAUCAGAAGACCAGAUAUCAGAAGAAGAAGACAAGCCAUCAGGAGACGACCAGACACCAGUGGAAGACCCGAUACUAGAAGAUAAGACUUCAGAAGGAGACCAGACAUCAGAAGACCAGCCACCAGAGGAAGACCAGACACCAGACGAUCAGCUAUCAGAAGAAGACCAGAUAUCAGAAGAAGAUCAGAUAUUACAAGACCAGAGACCAGAAGAUCAGCAAUCAAAACAAGACCAGACACCAGAAGGAGACCAGGCAUUAGAAGAAGACCACACACCAGAAGAAGACCAGACACCCGAGGAAGACCAGACUCCAAAAGAAGAUCAGAUUACAGAAGAAGACCAGACUUCAGAAGAAGACCAGACUUCAGAAGAAGAUCAGAUUACAGAAGAAGAAGACCAGACUACAGAAGAAGAUCGGAUUGCGGAAGAAGACCGGACUACAAAAGAAGAUCAGAUUACAGAAGAAGAAGACCAGACUUCAAAAGAAGAUCAGAUUACAGAAGAAGAAGACCAGACUACAAAAGAAGAUCAGAUUACAGAAGAAGACCAGACUACAGAAGAAAAUAAGACACCAGAAUACCAGCCAUCAGACGAAGACAAGACAUCAGAAGAAGACCAAACUACAGAGGAAAACCAAUCAGAAGACCAGAUUACAGAACAAGACCAGGCAUCAAGAGAAGACCAAAUCACAGAACAAGACCAAAGACCAGAAGACCAGCUAUCAGAAGAAAACCAGGCACCAGAAGAAAAUCAUAAACUACAAAAAGAGUUAGACCAGACACCAGAAGGAGACCAGGCAUUAGAAGAAGACCACACACCAGAAGAAGACCAGACACCCGAGGAAGACCAAACUCCAGAAAAAGCUCAGAUUACAGAAGAAGAAGACCAGACUACAGAAGAAGAUCAGAUUACAGAAGAAGAAGACCAGACUACAGAAGAAGAUCAAAUUACAGAAGAAGACGACCAGACUACAGAAGAAGAUCGGAUUGCGGUAGAAGACCGGACUACAAAAGAAGAUCAGAUUACAGAAGAAGAAGACCAGACUAUAGAAGAAGAUCAGAUUACAGAAGAAGAAGACCAGACUACAGAAGAAGAUCAGCUUACAGAAGAAGACCAUACUACAGAAGAAAAUCAGACACCAGAAUACCAGCCAUCAGACGAAGACAAGACAUCAGAAGAAGACCAAACUACAGAGGAAAACCAGGCAUCAGAAGACCAGAUUACAGAACAAGACCAGGCACCAAGAGAAGACCAAAUCACAGAACAAGACCAAAGACCAGAAGACCAGCUAUCAGAAGAAAACCAGGCACCAGAAGAAAAUCAUAAACUACAAAAAGAGUUAGACUCUUCUGAUCAGACAUCAACUGAAGUAGCCACUGGAAAUGAAGAAAAUGUCGUCUUAAAAGAGAAUACCCAGGAGCAGACUCGAGUAACGCCAGCGGGUAAUGUUUAUUUGCAUUUAGACAAAGACAACACCCAAAAUAAAGGAAAUGUUACUGAUGGGCCUCUAGAAGUUCAAGAUGCAAAUCAGAGACACUGUACUGAAGAAACGCAUUUUUCAAAAGAAUCUUGCGAGGAGGACGAUAAGAAAAUAAAUUCAACUAAAGAAGAAAAUACAGGCAGAUUAUUUGAGCUUGAACAGAAACAAUCAAAAAUACCAAAAGAUGCGCCAGUGUUGGGGAUAAGCAAACACAUAGACACAGUCAGCAUCAAAUUGCCUGUAGUUUGUGAAAAUGUGAAAACGGUUUUAGCUCCAAGGCUUUUGCAAUGCCCCUGCCCAAUUUGUGAAAUAUCACCUCUCAAGAGGAAACCAGCGAGAAUCAGAGGAAGCCGGGUAAUUCGUUUUAGUGAUACUAAAGUAAGUGUUGUCUGUAAACGAAAAGCUAUAGAGUUAAACGAUGAUCCGCCAAUGAAGAAAAGGUUGCGCUCAUUUGACAAGAUCGCAAAGUCCUCCGGGUCGUCUCAUGUUAAACACCUCAAGUCCUCUGUAUCAUUAACCUCAAAAUCAACAUUAGGGCCGUUACGAGGGUCCAGGUUAACGCUCCCUACUGAGAAAUCGAAAUCAACAACUCCCUCGAAAAGGAAAAUGGAAAAUCGGACCGACAGCCCCCUCCCGACCAAAGUCCCCAGGACAGAAAAUAUCUCCUGUCAGACGUCCAUCACGACCAGAUCUACAAGCAAGAUGGGAAGAGAGUAUCAAGAUCGUUCCUUAUCAAAUCUAUCACAGCAAAAGGCACAGAUAUUCAGAGCAGUAAAAGAUGGGAACACGAAGCUCGUCAAAGAACUGAUGGGAGUUACUGGUCCAACCAUCCGAAAUGAAAAGGACAAUUCUACUCUUCUGCACGUCGCUGCAGCCAACGAUCAAUAUGAGAUUGUUCACUUUUUGCUGGAGCUCAUGAACCCAAAUCUUAUUAAUAAGAGUGGGCAAACACCGGCGCAUAUAGCAGCCAAGGAAGGUCACACACACAUACUUAAGGUUUUGCUUGCCGAUGAGGAAUUUGAGCCUAACAAGAGAGACUCAUCGGGCAGAACUUACAAGGACUUGCUUGCUGGGCCUUUGUUUGAUGCAGUGCUGAAAGGAGAAAAGAAUCGCAUCAUUUCGUUGCUAAAAGUGGGAGCUAAUCCCGAUUACGACGUUGGGAGUUUGGCAGAUGGAAUAAUGUCCAGGGAGUUACGGAUAACUACAGCCAGACAGCUUGCGUUCGCAUUGCACGGCGAGGAAUUUGUGAAAUUAUUCUCAAAGGAAGAAAAACAUAAUGCCAAGAAAGUCUGCACAAUACGCACUAGGACUAGAUCAUCGACAAGAAUUCGCCUGAGGGAGGUAAACUCACAGAAAGUAGAUGCGCCGAGGACAAGAAAACACAGUGCAUGCAAAAAGACUUCCUCUCGGGGUCACGUGUGCAUUUUGAACUUCAAAACCUUCUCCAAAAGACCUGAACUAGAACGAGAAUAUUCUGACGCCGAAGUAGACGAUCUCUCAAAGGUAUUCGGGGAACUAGGCUAUACCUGCGACGUUCAUAAGUCCCUGGGAGCUGACGAAGUCAGGAGCACUCUGGUCGGUCUCAGAGAUUCGGACGAGUUGACAAGAGCUGAUUGCGCAAUCUUCUUCAUCUCCAGUCACGGCGUUCAUAAAGAAGCAAUCCUUACGAGCGACUUAAAGCUCUUGACGACAGAGUGGGUCAUGGGGCUAUUUAGGGAUUCAGACUGCCCUCAGCUUCGGAAUAAACCGAAAAUAUUCAUUUUCGACAUCGCAUCGGGUUACUACAUGGAAAAUCUCGGUCUACGGCGAGAAAAGAGACCCGUCAGGAUGCAAGAACCGAUUUGCAACAGUCUGUGCCUUUACUCCCAAAGUAAUGGCGUGACGUAUCGUGAAGGGAGUAAAAGAUGCUCUUUCGUGAAAGCUCUUGGUACUACCUUGAGGGAUCACAGCCUGAAUAAAGAUUUUGUGGAUUUUCACCGUCACUUACUCGAGGAAUUUACAGAGGGAAACUACGGCCCAUUGCCAGAGUUGAGUAAUGUCGGUUUUUUCGGGAAGUUCUAUUUUAAUUCUAUGGAUGUUACCGACAUCGUGAAGUAAAACACACAAAUGAAGAUUAACGGCUGGAA
Messenger RNA from Macrobrachium nipponense, 4993 nucleotides. Its product is annotated as titin homolog. Bases 159 to 4964 code for a protein of 1601 amino acids. The transcript has 6 exons. Gene Ontology annotation, molecular function: cysteine-type endopeptidase activity; protein binding. The record is from RefSeq and is a predicted model, not a curated record. Lineage: Eukaryota; Metazoa; Arthropoda; Malacostraca; Decapoda; Palaemonidae. Gene Ontology annotation, biological process: proteolysis.